This is a messenger RNA of Cornus florida, 1341 nucleotides long. RefSeq lists its product as uncharacterized. The transcript has a single exon. The record is from RefSeq and is a predicted model, not a curated record. The coding region runs from base 1 to 1341 and encodes 446 amino acids. Lineage: Eukaryota; Viridiplantae; Streptophyta; Magnoliopsida; Cornales; Cornaceae.
AUGGUUCUAUUGCGAUCUGGUCUGGCUGCUGGCGAGGGCGAAGGGUUGCAGGCUUCUGAUGUAGGGACUUCAAUGGGGCAACCCCCCGUCGUCCCAAAUGAUCAGGAACGCGUCACAGCGUUGGAACAACUGGUGAACCAAUUAGUCCAGCAAAAUGUGAUGAUUCUGCAACGCUUAGCCGCCCCCAACGAGGAGAGAAACAAUGAAGUACCCAACGAUGACUCCCGUAGGGUUAACAACAAUGUUGAGCUUAGUCAAAUAGCGGGUCAACAGAGGAGCCAUCACCAUCGGUCCCCUGAACGGAAUACCACCAGGCUCCGUGGAGAUACUUCUAGUUAUGUUGGAGACAAGAAUGAGGACGCCACUCAGUUCGAUCUAAAGUUGCAGGAUCUGAAAGCUAAGGUUGACGAUGUCAUGCAAGUGAUGAAAGGGAAGGGCCAGGCUGCAGUGAACGAUAUAGUACAAAAGACUAACCUAGCUUUUAGCCCAGCUGUUAUGAGUUGUCCUCUACCUAGCAAAUUCAAGAUGCCAACUCUUGAGAGCUUCGAUGGGACGCGGGACCCUCUCGACCAUUUGGAGACCUACAAAGCUCUUAUGUAUUUUCAAGCCGUACCGGACGAGAUUAUGUGCAGGGCUUUCCCUACCACACUUAAGGGUUGGGCUCGUCUCUGGUUCAAUAAAUUAAAGCUAGGCUCCAUUGAAAACUUUGAAGAGUUAAGCAAACAAUUCAUAGGACACUUCAUCGCUGGGCAGAAGUACAGGAGACCAGUAACACAUUUACUUAAUGUGAAGCAGCAGAAGGAAGAGUCCCUUCGUGAUUACAUAAGUCGUUUUAACACUGAAAUGCUGCAAGUUGAAGAGGUGGACGACAAGGUUGCCCUCACAGCCUUUAUGGGAGGACUACAGACUUCUAAGUUCCUAUUUUCCUUAUCAAAUGAAGCCCCUACAAGCAUGACAGAGUUGAUGGUUAGAGCGCGGAAGCACAUGAACGCUGACGAUGCUAUAAAUGCACGAAAAAACAAAGAUAGUGAAGAUAAGAGGUCGGAUAAGAAGAGGCCAGCACCUAGCACUCGGGAGGAAAGGGAAUUGAAGUACAAGAAAUUCUCAAACAACCAGGCUGACAGAUCGUUUCGCCGCCCAGCGAGCCCAGGCAGGUAUAAUAACUAUACCCCCCUAAAUACAUCUGUAGAACAAGUCUUUCUGCAGAUUCAAGAUGACGCAUCAUUGAAAUGGCCACCAAAGCUAAAAGCUGAUCCAACAAAGAGGUCUCGAGAUAAAUACUGUAGGUUUCACCGGGACCAUGGACAUAACACAGAGAAUUGUUUCGACCUCAAAAACUAG